UUUAAUGAGCUUCCCAAUCAGCUCGCGAGGGCCAGGCGCGCCCCCUCCCUCGCCCAGCUCGCGUCCUCUCCCGGCCCGCUUCCCGCAUCCCUCCCAUUCUCCAUUUCCCUUCCGUUCCCUCCCAGUCUGGGCGUGCUCGAGCCCAAGGCAGGAUCGGGGUCCCCGCCUUCCAGUCCGAAAAUCCCGCCAAGGGAGCCGAAGAGCAGAGGAAAAGCCAAAGUGGGGAGAGGGGACGAAAGAGACCUGUGAGUCACCGUGUGGCAGUCAGGGAGCAGCCGCUUCCGCGAGCAGCAGCGACUGGGGUACCUGGACUCCAGGCAGAAAACCUCGCCCCAUCAACAAAGGCAGCCUGAGCGCGCACCACACGUUUGCAACUCCAAAAUGCAGACCCCACAGUACCUGCAGCAGCGUCGAAAAUUUGCAGCUGCCUUCUUGGCAUUCAUUUUCCUUUUGGCAGUUGUGGAUACCGCUGAAGCAGGAAAGAAAGAGAAACCAGAAAAAAAGGUGAAGAAGUCUGACUGUGGAGAAUGGCAGUGGAGUGUGUGUGUGCCCACCAGUGGGGACUGUGGGCUGGGCACCCGGGAGGGCACCCGGACUGGAGCUGAGUGUAAACAAACCAUGAAGACCCAGAGAUGUAAGAUCCCGUGCAACUGGAAAAAGCAGUUUGGAGCGGAGUGCAAAUACCAGUUCCAGGCCUGGGGCGAAUGUGACCUGAACACGGCCUUGAAGACCAGAACCGGAAGCCUGAAGCGAGCUCUCCACAACGCCGACUGCCAGAAGACAGUCACCAUCUCCAAGCCCUGUGGCAAAGUGACCAAGCCCAAACCUCAAGCAGAAUCUAAGAAGAAGAAAAAGGAAGGCAAGAAACAGGAGAAGAUGCUGGACUAAAUGACACCACCUUCUGUGGAACAGGAAAAGGACAUCAGCAAACAGGAUCAGUUAACUAUUGCAUUUAUACCUACCGUAGGCUUUUUAUUCCAAAAUUAUCUAUAGCUUAAGUACACAAUAGGCAGAAAUAAAAAGAAAAGAAAAAUUUUGUAGUAGCAUUUUUAAAAUAUAUACCAUAGUACAAUUAGGGGCUUAUAAUAAAGGACUGUAAUCCUAUUUAGAAUGUUGACUUAUAGUACAUGAUAAAUGAUAGGAAAUUGAGGUAAGUUUUUUGAAGUCAUGUGAUAUUUUACAUUUAAAAUCUUUUUUUUACAUUUUUUUUUCUUUUGGCAGCAAUUUAAAUGUUAUGACCAUGUAAACUACUUUUCUUGUUAGGUAAUUUUUUCACCUAGACUUUUUUUUCCCAAUUAAGAAAAAUAUAUACUAAACAAAGCAACAAUAAAAUAUGAUCAUCCUAUUUGAGGAAAAUAUGUUUUCUGCCAGUGGAUUUAAAAACUUUUAGUCUGAAAAAUGAGGGGAGGGGUCAGAGCAUGUCCUAGUUCAAUGUUGAUUUCUUUUUUUAAAGAAAAGCAUUAAAACAUGAAAUUGUUUCACUUUGGCAGAAAUAUUUGCUCUCUUGAUGAAAUUAUUUUUCCUUAUGAGCAAAAAAAAAAAAAAAAAAGGACUAGGAAAAUAAAUCAAGGUGAUGUCAAAAAAAAA
This is a messenger RNA of Phacochoerus africanus (Common warthog), 1587 nucleotides long. It is a transcript of the gene PTN, whose product is annotated as pleiotrophin. Bases 382 to 888 code for a protein of 168 amino acids. Gene Ontology annotation, molecular function: growth factor activity. The transcript has 5 exons. The record is from RefSeq and is a predicted model, not a curated record. Lineage: Eukaryota; Metazoa; Chordata; Mammalia; Artiodactyla; Suidae.